UGGGAGCGUAUCAGCAUCACCCCGGUUCUGUUUGGCUGCUGUUCUGAUCAUGGGAGACACUCAGUCUGCACAACAGAAGGCCAGAGACCAUGCAGCAGCAGCAGCAGCAGCAGCAGAGGACGAGGAGGAGGAGGAGGAGGAAGAGGAGGAGGAGGAGAGCAGAAAAGUGAAGGAUGCUGAAAUUGGGCCGCAUACGGACGACAAGGUUGUCAGAAACAAUGUGCAGAUAGCUGAGAUGAGUGGAAAAGCAGACAGCUCUGCUGCAGCAUUAAAUGGUCACUGUGAGGAGGAAACAGCGGUCGAGGCUGUCUUUUCUGCAGACAUCGAUGCUUCAGAGCGAUCAGAACAAAAUGAGACACCCAGGAAAAAUGAUGCAAUCAUUUUAAAGGAGUUGCCUGAUGAAGAUGCUGCUAAUCAAGUUGAUGCAGAUGAGAUGAUAGAAAUGGAUGCCAAGAAGAAUGACAUCAAUGAAAGUUUCAGAAGAUUUUUCAGCAACAUUAGCUUUAAGCUGACAGUAAAAAGAGGCUCUGCUGACAAAGACUCAGUAGUGAGAGAUGCACAUGACGAGGAACCAAACAAACCAGAAGACUUCAGAGAUGAUGUAAAUGAAAUCCAAAUUAAAGAGGCUCAACAGAAGACAGAUACUGAAGCACAAGAGGCUCAUGAUAACGAAUCAACAACUUGUAAGACACUGUCAGAUGCUGCAGCUCUGGAGUUUGUAGAAAAGACAGAGAAGAACGCAGAACCCAAAGAGGAAGGUUCAUCUCUUCAUGCAGCUGCAGGAACAACUUCAACAAUUCUAGAAAAUGACAAACCAGAAGAAGAACCACAUCCAACAUCUCCCGCUGGUCCUGAUGGAACUGAGAUCACUACGCCCUUUAAACGCUUUUUUACAACUGGGAUCUUCUCUAGCUUUCGAAAGAGAAAGAGCCUCGUGGAAGACAAAAUUUCUGAGAAAGAAUUGUCAGAGGAGGUAAAAGUGGCUGCAGAGGCAGCUGAGGACUCUGUGCAAGAUCAACAUGAUGAGAAGAACGUUUCUCUUCCAGCUACAAAACCGAAAGAGGAAAACCAGGCUGCAGAGUCAAUUGAAGCCACAGAUACAGCUGUGGUUCAAACUGACAUCAUCGACUCUCAAGAAAAAGACAAAGUCCCAGCCAGUCCCUUGAAAAGACUACUGUCAAGCUCUAGUUUUAAACGACUCUCCAAAAAACAGAGAAGCAGAAAAUCAAGCGAUGCCAAGCUUUUCGCUUCUGGUGAACACAGUUCAGAUCAGCUCCAGUCCUCUACGGAGUCAUCUGACAACCAGAAGGAGGAAACUCCUGCACAACCCUCUGCCAAGACAGCAGGGGGCGAUGAUGGAGCCUGGGCUUCGUUCAAAAAACUUAUGACUCCACAAAAACACGUGAAGAGGCCGUCUUUGGACCAGGAGGAGGGACAAAUCCCAGGCUUUGUGGAUGGAGCGAAACCAGGUGAAGGAGAGCCAACAUCAGAUCCGAGCACAGACGAGGGAAAGAAGAGAAAAGAUUCAUCUGUGUCAUGGGAAGCUGUUUUAUGUGGAUCUGGAAGGAGGAGAAGCCGGAAAACUUCAGACUCAGACGAUGAAACACCUCCAAAGGAUAACGCAGGUAAAAAGCAGGACAAUGAACCUAAAGAGACACCUGUAGAAUCACCGAAUGAGAUGCAGCAGGUUCUGUCUUCGGCUCUCAAUCAGACAGGAAGUCCCUCAGAGGGUGAGGAAAAGUCAGCGUGGAAAUCCUUCAAAAAUCUCGUCACCCCAAAACGAAAAGCAAAGGAUGAAGAUGAAAGUAUCAGUGACGUUAUUCAAGAUGAUUCCUCCUUUUCCAUAAAGAGACUUCUGCCGGGAAGAAAAGACAGGAAGUUAGAUGAAAGACAAGUGUCUUCAGAUGAGGCUGAUGCUGAGGUAUCAUCAGGUAAUGAGGACUCUGAGACCCCUGCUGUGGUUCCACUGUGUGAAUUUGAUACAGCAGAGACACGGGUUCAGAUCCAAAUACAAAGGAAGCAAAGUUAUACAUCAGAAGAAGAAAAAGAGAAAGAACUCCAAAAGAACCUUCCUGAUGAGAAAACAGGGUCAGUUCUAACUUGUGACAGUCUGCCAACACGAGCAAAGGAGAGUCCAAACCUUACAGAAGCUUCAGAAAAGGAAGAACCAGAUGAACCUGCAGAAACAAGCAGUGAACAUCAGCAGCUCAGUGAUAUUCCAGAGGAAGGUGUCACCACAGAGAACACUCCAGCCUCACAUUUCCAAGAGGCAACAAGAGAUGAAACCAUUGCAGACGACCUGAUAGAGAUCACUUCUGAGGCCAUAACUGCUCCAGAGCCGGUGGAUGAUACUGCAGCAGACGAAACAGAGAUGAUUUCUGCUGUUUCCCAGUUCAUGGAGUCAGAAAAAACAUCUGGCAACGCAACACCUGUACCAGCAGAACACAUCAGUGUGAACACAGAGUCACUGCUGCAGCAGGUUUCUGAGACCAUCUCUGUAGGCCCAGUGGCAGUGGAAGUGGGUUCAGAGGAGCUAAGUUCUGAAAGAGUUGUUUCUUCUGUCUCACAUCAACUACUGAACUUACUGGUAACAAACCAGCUCAAAGUUCUGGAAAUACACAGCAGCUCAGAUGUGACUGCCUUUAAAACAGGCUUGAGAGCUGAAGAAAUUGAUGCAGUUUGUGAACUUACGGUGACUGCCAAAACCGAGACCCUCUCCCACCUCAGUGAAGGUCUUCUAACUGAAACUGUGUCCGAGGUCGCCACCGAGCGCUUCGUCACUUCUGAGCCAAAUGAAGUUUAUCAGGUUGAUGUUUCACAGGAACAAGGAAAGAUUAAAGAACCAGAAAUAAGUGAUGAGACCCAACAGGUGGUGGAACCUGUGUCAGCCAUGUCUACAGAGAAUUUACCCCAAGAAGAAGAAAAGCUCUUCUCCAAAACAGACUUCCAGGAACAGGAAACAACAGUUACAUCAGCAGAUGAACCUGAGACCAUGAAAAAGGCUGUGUUAGCCUCAAGGGAGGCUGAUGUUCAGUCAUGUGAAGUACAACCCUCAGACUAUACUCCAACACCUGAAACAAACAUACUAGAAGUGGUAGCAGCACCUACAUUACAACCAAAAGAUUUGGUUCAGUCCCUAAAUACUGAAUUAACAUUCCCAGAAAAAAACACACCAGAUGAAUCAAAACAUGUUGAGUGUCUCCUCAAAAAAAGUGAUGAGCAAGAAAACACUAAGCCACAAAGAGAUGGAGCUAAAACUGACCACACUGGAUUUUCAGAAGAACUAGAAGCGGAACAAGAACCAGCAUUAAAACUAGAAGAAGAUACAGCUCAGUCUCUCAAAACAGAAGAAAAAAAUGCACCAGAUGAACUGAAACAAACCAUGUCUCUCCAUAAAAAAACAAACGAGUCUGAAAAAGAGCCACAAACAGCUGAAGAUCAGCUUGACUUUCCUGAAGAUUCAGAAACAAAAGUUCUCCUAGAACCAACAGCUGAGUCCAACAAAUACGCAGCUCAGUCCCUUAAUAAAGAAGAAGCAGUCUCAAAACCUACUGUACCAGAACAAAAGACUGAAAUUACAACUGAGCAACAUAACACAGAACCACAAACAGCUGAGCAAACUGAAGUGACACGAGAAGAAAUUACACAAGAUUUGACAGCAGAAUCAGAAAUGUGUGAAGCUCAGUCUAUAAAGAACAUAUUAAAAACAGGAAACUCUGCAGAAGCUGAGAUAAAUACAAGUCAAACUAAAACAGUGGAACUUCUCAGAGACGAAAGUGAUAAGGCUGAAAACACAGAACAACAAACUAAAACUGAUCACACUGAGGCAACACAAGGACUGACAACAUCAGAGACACAAAUGGAUCCAGUUCACUGCUUACUGUUCACAGGAAGUACUGCUGCUGCUGAAGGACGAACAAAUAAACAGAACCAGGAGAAUGUCAGUGAUGAGCAGGAAAACAAAUCGACACAAGAAGAUGAAGAUGGAGGUUCUGAAGUACAUGAAGUUAAAGAAGCUGAAUCCACAGAAGUUCUAAACGUAUUUCAAGGUGAAGUUUCUAAACUCACAGAAGUAUCUGAAGAUAAAGAAAUAUUUCAACUUUCACAAGUUAAAGAAAGAUCUGAACUUGCAGACAUUUUGGAAAUUAAAAAAGUACAUAAAGUUACAGAAGUAUAUGGAACUAAGGAAGAUUCAGAGAAAAAAGAAGCAGCUGAAGUUCCUGAAAAAUAUGAAGUUGAGAAGUCUUCAGAAGUUAAAGCAGUAUCUGAAGUGGCAGAGGUUUCUGAAGUCAAAGACAUGGUUAAAGUUAAAAAGGUCUCCCAAGUUUCUGAAGCUAACAAAGUUUCAGAUUUUAAAGAAGUAGCUGAAUUUCCAGAAAUAUCUGAAGUUAACAAAUGUUCUAAAGUCAAAAAAAUGAUUGACGUGAAAGAAAUCUCUAAAGUUGGACAAGAAGCCACUUCGGAGUCUGAAGACAGAAGAGAGCAGUUUCUUGAUAAGGAAGUUCUACCAGAGGAUGAAUUUCCACCAGCUGACACCGGGGAAAAGGAUAAACCAGAAUGUCCAACUAAAGUAGGACCUAAAGUGGAAACUGAAGCAGAAGCUGAAGUAGAAGCUAAAGUGGAAACUGAAACACAAGCUAAAGUUGAAACUGAAACUGAAGCAGAAGCUGAAGCAGAAACUGAAGCACAAGCUGAAGUAGAAGCUAAAGUGGAAACUGAAACUGAAGCGCAAGCUGAAGUGGAAACUGAAGCAGAAACUGUAGCAGAAGCUAGAGUAGAAACUGAAGCAAAAACUGAAGCAGAAGCUGAGGCAGAAGCUGAAGUAGAAGCUAAAGUGGAAACUGAAACACAAGCUAAAGUGGAAACUGAAGCAGAAACUGAAGCAGAAGCUAGAGUAGAAACUGAAGCAGAAGCUGAAGUAGAGGCUAAAGUGGAAACUGAAGCAGAACCUAAAGAAGAAGCUAAAGUGGAAGCUGAAGCAGAAGCUAAAGUGGAAACUGAAGCGGAAACUGGAGCAGAAGCUAAAGUUGAAACUGAAACACAAGCUAAAGUGGAAACUGAAACACAAGCUAAAGUGGAAACUGAAACACAAGCUAAAGUGGAAACUGAAACACAAGCUAAAGUGGAAACUGAAACACAAGCUAAAGUGGAAAGUGAAGCACAAGCUGAUGUAGAAGCUAAAGUGGAAAUUGAAACACAAGCUAAAGUGGAAAGUGAAGCAGAAGCUGAAGUAGAAGCUAAAGUGGAAACUGAAACACAAGCUAAAGUGGAAACUGAAACACAAGCUAAAGUGGAAACUGAAACACAAGCUAAAGUGGAAACUGAAACACAAGCUGAAGUGGAAACUGAAACACAAGCUAAAGUGGAAACUGAAACACAAGCUAAAUUGGGAACUGAAGUAGAAGGUAAAGUGGAAAUAAAAGCUGAAUCUGAAAUAGAAGAUGCUCGUAAAACUGAGAAUGUUCAUGAAGUAGAAGCUGCCGUGGAUUCUACAUGUGUUUUAGAAGCUAGGAGCCGGGAAUCAUCCAAAGAACUAAAGUCAGAUGUUCAAGCAGUCACAGAUGAACCUAAACAGACUGAAAUUGGUACAAAUUCAGAGGAAGAAACAUUUGUGGACUCUGAAGUAUCAACACAAGACGGUAAAGUUUUCACUGAAACAGAAACUGUUGUGGAGACAGCUCCACCUGCACCUGAACCAUGUGUUGAGGAGAAAAUCACCUCAUUACUCCAAGAUGUUCCUCAGCCAGGACAAACUCAGGCCGACACAGACGAAGCUGGGAGAAAAGCUCAGCUGGAUAAGGUUUCUGAGAUACACAAGGAUCAGGAACCAGAAAGUCUUCUCUGUGAAGAAGAAAACCUUCCUGAAGCUGGAGAGAAGAUACAAGUUUUAACAGCUGGUCACAUUUCUUCUGUCAUGAAGGAAGAAGAUAGAGCCCAGACCUUACAGGAGACGAUAAGCCUUCAGAAGACCCUGACAUUUGGUGCAGAUGAAGCUAAAGUUUCAGAGGAAGGGACUCUCUGUCAGGUACAGGAGAACAUAGAAGCAGGAGAAGCCACUAAUGUGAACCACAAAGUCCAUCUGCAGGUGAUGGAUGCUGAGAUCAGAUCCGCUCAGAAUACAGUUGACACAGUGCUGAAGCUCGGACUUACAGACGCUAAAGGACUCAUAGAUUUUUGCCCUGAAACCACUGAAGAAGUAGAAGAACACUCAGCCACACUGCUGAUUGAAGAAGACUCAAUAAAUGAAGAAGUUCAGGUGACAGUUCAAGAAGUAAUACAGCAUGUGGAGAGGAAGUUUCCAGAAGCAAAAGCCAGAUCAGUUGUUGAAACUGUGGACAGAGUUCUUAAACAGGCAGGUGUGACAGAAGGAAGAGAAAUGGAACCAAAUAAGUCCAAAAAUGGUCAGCUGAUCAUGAGAGACCCAGAGAGACCCGAUGAAGAAGACAUCUGUGCAGUCUCAGCUGACGCACAAGGCUCUGAAGAUCAAACAGCCAGAGUUUUGGAAAGUUUGGAUUUGGAAGAAACCAAAGCAAGUCUGGGAAGGUCAUCUGUUUGUGUGACAAUAGAAGAAGUCAGAGCAGAGAAAUUAACUGAACUCAGAAAAACAAACACAGAAACUCAAAGACUGCAAACUGCUCAAAGUCACAUACUUCCACAACAUAACGCAGGAACCCUCUCAUCAACAAGGAACCUGGAGUCUCCAUCUGGUGUUUCCAUUGAGUUCAAACUGAAUAUCCAGGUUGGACCGGCUCCUGCUUCUCCACAUCCAGACCCAGCUGAACCUGAGGGGUCAGGUGUUCAGGCAGUGAAACAACAACCUGAGUGUCAGACUGCUGCUCAGGCCACAGAGAAAACACAGUCAACUCAAAGAGCCGUCAUCACCACUCAACCAUUGCUUCAGACUGUCUCUGUUCAACGAGUGGAACCAGAACAACAAAGAGCCGUCAUCACCACUCAGCCACUGCUCCAGACUGUCUCUGUUCAGAGACUGGAACCAGAAAGAGCAGAACAAAUCAAAUCCACAGAGACUCUAGAGGUCCAGGCAACAGAAGAAAGACGGGAAGAUGCAACAGCAGAAGUCCUGAGAGAACCACUGCUCUCUGAGACAAAAACACAGGAAGCUUUAAAACAACCAGAGGACGAAAACAAUCAGGAUGAGUGGCUGGAUGCUGAGGAAGAUAUUUACAUUCAGAAGUCCACAGAUGAGACAGAAGAACCUGUGGAACAGCUGACUGACACUGAACAAAGGAACCAGCCAGAAUCUGAGCUGGAAGUUAAAACAUGUGACCCUGAGAACAGAGAGAAUCAACAAGACGCACAAAACCCCUCAGGAACACUGGAAGAUGAAAGUGAAGGCGAAGAUUUUGCUGUUGCUCUUGAAGACCUGGAGAGCAGCUCCUCUGCAGUGAAGUGGGAUUAAAUGAACCUGACUCAAGCUUUACAGAAAGGCUGGACAAUCAAACAGGAAGAGGUGGUUUCAAACAGAUCUCCAUUUAAUCCAAUAAUAUUAUCAAACUAGUUUUGAAUUUAAAGGUUUCAAAUAUUAAAGGAAUGCAUAUUGUCUGCCA
Austrofundulus limnaeus is the source of this 7568-nucleotide messenger RNA. It is a transcript of the gene akap12a, whose product is annotated as A kinase (PRKA) anchor protein 12a. Gene Ontology annotation, molecular function: protein kinase A binding; calmodulin binding. NCBI's taxonomy places the organism in Eukaryota, Metazoa, Chordata, Actinopteri, Cyprinodontiformes, Rivulidae. The transcript has 5 exons. Bases 50 to 7420 code for a protein of 2456 amino acids. Gene Ontology annotation, biological process: signal transduction; regulation of protein kinase C signaling. Gene Ontology annotation, cellular component: cytoplasm. The record is from RefSeq and is a predicted model, not a curated record.